Molecule: messenger RNA, 498 nt
Organism: Lachancea nothofagi CBS 11611
Lineage: Eukaryota; Fungi; Ascomycota; Saccharomycetes; Saccharomycetales; Saccharomycetaceae
Source: the annotation of a GenBank genome assembly
AUGGCAGUGAAAGGAUUGGGCAAACCCGACCAAGUAUACGAUGGAUCGAAUGUCAAAGUUGGUAUUAUUCAUGCUCGUUGGAAUAAAGAGAUCAUUGAUGCCUUAGUAAAGGGUGCCAUUGAUAGGAUGCUGAGUCUAGGCGUUCAGGAACAAAACAUCAUUGUCGAGACUGUUCCUGGUUCCUUUGAGCUCCCCUACGCUACUAAAAGAUUUUGCGAAAUGUCUCAAUACGACGUGGUCAUUCCAAUUGGGGUUCUAAUCAAAGGUAGUACCAUGCAUUUCGAGUACAUCUCUGAAUCUACAACCCAUGCUUUGAUGCGUCUUCAAGAGUCAAUAAACACACCUGUCAUUUUCGGGUUGUUGACUUGUCUGACCGAACAGCAGGCUUUAGCAAGAGCCGGCUUAGACGCGGCUAAAUCAAUGCACAACCACGGUGAAGACUGGGGUGCUGCUGCUGUAGAAAUGGCGGUGAAAUUCGGAGCUAGAUUUCAAAAAUAG